This is a messenger RNA of Pelagomonas calceolata, 1636 nucleotides long. The record is from the annotation of a GenBank genome assembly. Lineage: Eukaryota; Pelagophyceae; Pelagomonadales; Pelagomonadaceae.
GCUAGCUAACUUUUACGCGGCCGCGCGUUUCGACCUCAUCGGUGCUGUAGAAGUGUGGUGGCAGCGACGGCAUAGCCAGUGUGCGAUUUUUCCAGCACCGCAGCCAUACGGCUGAAGAGAUCAACAACUCGGCCACCAUACUGGCAGCCAUGAGCGCCCAAGCAGAGAAUGAAGACGCCGACAUGCCCCCGCUGGCCGAUGCCCCACCCGUGCAGCCUGCGGAGGAGUCCAAGCAACCAGAGACAAACAAAGAGGAGGACGAGGGCUCGGACGAGGACGCGCCGCUCAUCGAGCCGCUCACGAUCCUGAAAUUGUUGCAUGGCUUCUGCGGCGACGGCACGACGCCACCCGAAGCCGACAAGCGCGAGAAGGCGGGCCAACUGCUGUGGGACCUAUCGGCGACGAAGGCGCACGCUUGCGUCAUUGGUCCCCACGCGUCGACGCUGUUGGAUACGGCGCGAGGCGCUCCAGACAGGGUCGCGGAAGUAGCUCUGGGCAUCUACACGAACGUCUGCGGCUGGCUCCCAGAACUAGCGAAGAGCGAGGACGCGCGGGAGCUCGUGGCCACGGCGUUGGUGGGCAGCGAGGACCCCGGCCUGCUGACGGAGUCGUUACGGCUCAUGCAGACGUGCUUUCUCGUGCUGCGGGAAGAACGGGAUCGGAGCAAAUUGCUCAAACCGUUCGCGGACGCCUGGGCGUCCCUGGCCAUCUCUCUGAAAACGAGAGUCCUUUUUUGCAUCGAGAACUCGCUCGACGCGAGGCUCGUGGCGCGGGCUUUGGAGCUCGCCUUCGCGGCGCGGUUCUUUCCGGACCACGACGGCGACUGCGACGUCUUCGACGCUUUGUGCGUCGAGGACGCGCUGCUCAAGGCCGUCUUGGACGCCUUACAAGACGUCGGCUCCGAGGACCUGCACGCGACGAAGCUCGACGAGCACGGCGACGGCCUCGACUCGGCGCUGCGCGUGUGGCGCGGCGUCCCUUUUCGUUGGUGGGAAGCGACGCGUUGCCGCGACGGCGUGGAGGGCACGCCAUCGCCGCGACGACGUCCACGGGAUGCGCCGUCGACGCGAGAAACGCGCAGGUCGUCGAGCUCUGCGCGCUGCGGCCGCGCGAGCUCAGCAAAGAGCAACUAAUAAAGCAGCGCGAGGCGCGGCCGGAGAUACGAGCACGGGCCGUCGAGCGCCUCCGCGACGCGCACGUGAGCGACCCGGACGCGAUUCCACGGGACGCGGCGACGGCGACGGUCGCGCUCGCGAACUUCGGCGCCGACACGAAAGAAUUACGGGACGCGCGGUCGCCCGCGCGCCUCGUGCAGGGUUUUUGUACGGCGCUCGAGGUCGCGCUGUCGACGGGCCCCGCGUCGAAAGGCAACGUGAACCCGGCGGCGGCGGCGGCGUGUUUUAUGCUGUGCCGCGUCUUCUCGCAGAAAGACCAAGGUUAUGACAUGGGCGAGGGCAUCAUCCUGGACGAGGCCCAGAUGAAGCGCCUCGAGCACGCGCUGGGCUGGGCCAGGGAUAUUGGGUUGGAGAUUCCCGAGUUGUUGCGGGGGGAGCUUGAUUCUUAAUUUUGUAUUGUAUCUAUCUUAAUUACACACGAGAGCUUGUUUGUGCGAGGAGCGGGAACGAAGGACGGACCA